AUGACCCAAAUAAGAGCACCAAUACCAUCCUCGUCUUUGCCCAUCAGCAAUCGACCACGAAUCCGUGACCUGGGUUAUAGCCCGGGCAAGUUUACACCAGGACCCAAGAACUCAAUCCUCGAUGUGCCCGGCGUUCAUGUCGGCCAGAUAACUGUCCAUGAAGGCACCGACAUUCACACGGGGUUGACCGUCAUCUUGCCUCGCGGAGCAAAAGACACUCGGCUCAAGCCUUGUUAUGCGGCAACCCACGAUCUCAAUGGGAUGGGCGAGUUGACGGGAUCUCAUGCUCUUGCUGAAUAUGGAUACAUCAACAUACCAAUCGCAAUCACAAACACCGUCAGCGUAGGCAAAGUCUACGACGGCCUCUUCCUCUGGGACAUGGAGCAGGCCCGCAAAAACGGCGAGGACGACAUCGAAAGCCUGCGCCGCUUCUCCAUCCCCGUCGUCGGCGAGACCUACGACGGCCUCCUCAACGACAUCAGCGCCUCCGUGCUGGACAAGGCCUCCGUCUACGAUGCCAUUGCCGCCGCCCAGACGCAGACGGAGGUCUUGGAGGGUAAUUACGGCGGCGGCACGGCGAUGCGCUGCCAUGGAUACAAGGGCGGGACCGGCACCAGCUCGCGCGUCGUCCCUGGUGCGGAGCGUGAUUACACGCUUGGUGUUUUGGUGCAGGCAAACCAUGGCCAGAAGCCGGAUCUGAGGAUCGGUAACGUGCCUGUUGGCGAGUUGCUGAUGGCGGAAGAGGCAGAGUCUAGGGGGGAGACUGCAAAGGCAGACAAAGGCUUGCCCGUUGGGGGCAAGGCGGCUGAAGGCAGUCAAACGGACGCACCUUUGUUGCCUCAUCAACUGCGACGUCUCGCGCAGCACGCCGGCAUGGGCAUCACUCAGGUGGGAGGCCACUCGGCAGGACGAAACUUUUCCGGAGAGAUAUCCCUCGCCCUAUCUACGGGGACAUCGCCGGACCAACUCGCGACUUCAUCCGACGGCUUUGGAUAUCUGCCACCACUGGAAAGCCAGCCCGUAGAGACUCUCAAGAACGAAACCAUAGACAGUCUUUUCUAUGCGGUGUCAGAGACGACGGAAGAAGCCAUCUUGAACGCCAUGUGCAAGGCUGAGACGUUGGUAGGCUUCAAGGGAAGGACUACGACGGCACUGCCGGUUGACAGAGUGCAAGAGCUGCUGAAGAAGUAUGGAGUUGGCUUGAGAAAAUGA
Molecule: messenger RNA, 1212 nt
Organism: Trichoderma citrinoviride
Lineage: Eukaryota; Fungi; Ascomycota; Sordariomycetes; Hypocreales; Hypocreaceae
Product: DmpA/ArgJ-like protein
Exons: 5
Coding region: 1-1212 (403 amino acids)
Molecular function (GO): aminopeptidase activity
Source: RefSeq, a predicted model, not a curated record